CUGCGCAAACCAUGCAGGAUGAUUUACUGAUGGACAAAAGCAAAGCCCAGCCCCAGCAGCAACGGCAGCAACAGCAGCAGCAAGAUCCAAACUCAGCAGAAGCCCCCUCUACGCCCAUAUCGUCGGAGACACCCAAACCAGAAGACAGCAGUUCAGUGACUAGUAUCGGCACAUCGGCUCCUUCCCAAAAUAGCAAAGAGAAGAUGCAGAUGGAGUCUCCCAUUUUGCCUGGUUUGAGCUUUCACCAGCCUCAACAAGAACCUGCAGCCGGCACCUCCUUGUCUCCCUCCUUCGGCAGCACCUGGUCUACAGGGACCACAAACACGGUGGAUGAUAGCUUUUUUCAAGGGAUUACUCCAGUCAAUGGGACAAUGCUUUUCCAGAAUUUUCCACAUCAUGUCAAUCCUGUAUUUGGUGGCACUUUCUCGCCUCAGAUUGGCCUAGCUCAGACUCAACACCACCAACAUCAGCAGCAGCAGCAGCAAGCUCAGCAGCAGCAGCAGCGGAGGUCACCUGUAAGCCCUAAUCAGGCACCUUUUGCACAGAGAAAUGCUGCUUACAGCCAUCAGCCCAUCAUGACCAGCAAACCGUCUUCCUCCUCUGCCUCUUCUUCUUCCUCCUCCAGCUGGAAUAACCAUCAAAAUGCAGCUUGGAGUACACCUUCCAACCCUUGGGGUGGGCUGCAGGCUGGUAGGGACCCUCGAAGGGCAGUUGGAGUAGGGGUCGGUGUGGGAGUGGGAGUUGGUGUACCCUCCCCCCUCAAUCCCAUUUCACCCCUUAAAAAACCAUUCUCCAGCAAUGUCAUUGCCCCUCCGAAGUUCCCACGGGCUGCACCCUUAACCCCCAAAUCCUGGAUGGAAGACAACGCAUUCAGGACGGACAAUGGCAACAAUCUGUUGCCUUUUCAGGACCGGAAUAGGCCCUAUGACACUUUUAACUUGCACUCUUUGGAAAAUUCCUUAAUGGAUAUGAUAAGGACUGAUCAUGAGCCUCUGAAAGGUAAACACUACCCUCCCAGUGGCCCACCAAUGAGUUUCGCUGAUAUAAUGUGGAGGAAUCAUUUUACAGGACGUAUGGGAAUAAACUUUCAUCAUCCAGGAACAGACAAUAUUAUGGCUCUUAAUACCAGGAGCUAUGGGCGGAGAAGAGGUCGGUCUUCACUCUUUCCUUUUGAAGAUGGCUUCCUAGACGACAGUCAUGGUGAUCAGUCUUUAUCAUCGGGGCUCAGCUCUCCGACACGCUGUCAGAACGGUGAAAGAGUGGAACGCUAUUCUAGAAAGGUGUUUGUUGGAGGUCUUCCUCCAGACAUUGAUGAAGAUGAGAUCACUGCCAGCUUUCGUAGGUUUGGACCUCUUGUGGUGGACUGGCCUCACAAAGCUGAAAGCAAGUCAUAUUUUCCACCUAAAGGUUAUGCCUUUCUGCUGUUCCAGGAAGAAAGCUCUGUACAAGCUCUAAUAGAUGCCUGUCUGGAAGAAGAUGGGAAACUUUACCUGUGUGUGUCAAGUCCUACAAUCAAGGAUAAACCAGUGCAAAUUCGACCUUGGAACCUAAGUGACAGUGACUUCGUGAUGGAUGGGUCUCAGCCUUUGGAUCCAAGAAAAACUAUCUUUGUUGGAGGAGUUCCACGGCCUCUCCGAGCUGUUGAAUUGGCAAUGAUUAUGGACCGUUUAUAUGGAGGUGUCUGCUAUGCUGGCAUUGAUACAGACCCAGAGCUGAAAUAUCCAAAAGGUGCUGGCAGGGUGGCUUUCUCCAAUCAGCAGAGCUAUAUUGCUGCUAUCAGUGCUCGCUUUGUCCAGCUCCAACAUAAUGACAUUGAUAAACGGGUGGAAGUGAAGCCAUAUGUGCUGGAUGAUCAGAUGUGUGAUGAAUGCCAGGGCACUCGCUGUGGUGGAAAAUUUGCUCCAUUCUUUUGUGCCAACGUUACCUGUUUGCAGUAUUACUGUGAAUACUGCUGGGCAAGCAUACACUCUCGUGCUGGGCGAGAGUUCCACAAACCACUGGUAAAGGAGGGAGGUGACCGGCCCCGCCACGUCCCGUUCCGCUGGAGCUGA
This is a messenger RNA of Indicator indicator, 2051 nucleotides long. RefSeq names its product cytoplasmic polyadenylation element binding protein 3 (gene CPEB3). Gene Ontology annotation, molecular function: mRNA 3'-UTR binding; translation factor activity, RNA binding; ribosome binding. The transcript is spliced from 10 exons. Gene Ontology annotation, biological process: negative regulation of cytoplasmic translation. NCBI's taxonomy places the organism in Eukaryota, Metazoa, Chordata, Aves, Piciformes, Indicatoridae. Gene Ontology annotation, cellular component: neuron projection; cytoplasm; synapse. The coding region runs from base 12 to 2051 and encodes 679 amino acids. The record is from RefSeq and is a predicted model, not a curated record.